This is a messenger RNA of Leopardus geoffroyi (Geoffroy's cat), 2018 nucleotides long. It is a transcript of the gene APOO, whose product is annotated as apolipoprotein O. Gene Ontology annotation, biological process: cristae formation. Lineage: Eukaryota; Metazoa; Chordata; Mammalia; Carnivora; Felidae. The record is from RefSeq and is a predicted model, not a curated record. The transcript is spliced from 10 exons. The coding region runs from base 232 to 804 and encodes 190 amino acids. Gene Ontology annotation, cellular component: MICOS complex.
CGUUCCCAGGCAGUCUGAGGAGCGACGCGCUGCAGCUCGGCGACGCCGCUACCAGACCAGGCUUCCGAACUAAGCCUUCGCGGGAUCGAAUUGGCUGUACGGCAGUCACCCGAACCGCGGCCCGCUUGCGGUCAGAGGAAUCAGGGCCCUACCCGGCCGCCGUAGCGACCUCUCUGUAGUGGGCGGGGCCGAGGCCGGGGUGACCCCGCGGGAGCCACCUCUGCCAGCAACAUGUUCAAGGUAAUUCAGAGGUCUGUGGGGCCAGCCAGCCUGAGUCUGCUCACCUUCAAAGUCUAUGCAUCACCUAAAAAGGAUUCACCUCACAAAACUUCCGUGAAGGUUAAUGAGCUUUCACUCUACUCCGUUCCCGAGAGUCCAUCUAAAUAUGUGGAUGAGCCAAGGACCCAACUUGAAGAAAGCAUCUCACAUAUCCGACAUUAUUGCGAGCCAUACACAAGUUGGUGUCAGGAAAUGUACUCACAAACUAAACCCAAGAUGCAGAGCUUGGUUCAGUGGGGGUUAGACAGCUAUGAAUAUCUCCAAAAUGCACCUCCUGGAUUUUUUCCAAGACUUGGUGUUAUUGGUUUUGCUGGCAUUCUUGGACUUCUUUUGGCUAGAGGUUCAAAAAUAAAGAAGUUGGUGUAUCCCCCUGGGUUCAUGGGAUUAGCUGCCUCUCUUUAUUAUCCACAACAAGCCAUCGUGUUUGUCCAGGUCAGUGGGGAGAAAUUAUAUGACUGGGGUUUACGAGGAUACAUAGUCGUAGAAGAUUUGUGGAAGGAGAACUUUCAAAAGCUACAUAGCUGACUGAAUGUUGCCCAUGUUUGCUGGAACACUCUACUCUGAUAAUGAAGAACGGGUAUAGAACAAGGCAUGGUGUUUCCUCCAAGCACUUGGAGGCAUUGCGCAAGAAGGAAGAACUAGGGUUCUUACGUUAAUAUACCUUCUACGUUAUAGAUUGAAGAAUGUUCUUUUUGACUUCUCUCAUCUCAAAUAAAAAAACUCUUUGAAAAUAUGAAGAACUAUCUCCAAAUUGAAAUCCAGAAUUUUGAACUGGAACUUGGAUGUAACAUUAUAGAAUAAAUUAUAAGCCCUCCUCGUUGUUUACAUAAAUCAUCUUCCAAUGAAAUCUUAAGGCUUAUUUUUGUAUUAGUGGUAUCUAAAGGAAUUAGUCUCUACUGAGCCUGUUCAAGCUAGCUUUGGCGAGGAAGUUCUGUAUUAAUAUCAAGUGCCGUUUGGCAAUUCCCUUUAAAGAAUAAACACUCUUAGUUUUGUUUUCAUUCCUCUGAUAUUUUUUUUGGAAGCUUGCUUUCCUGUUUAAAGAAUUCCUUAAGUCCACACUGAGUUUUAUAUGGGAAAGGAAAUAGAAUGUCAGGUAAGCUAUACACAGCCCUAGAAAGAAAGGUGGAAAAUGAAACUCAUCCUCCGUUCCAAGUGGUCACUGUGGUGUUAGCGCAGAUACGCGUGAACUGAAGCCAUUUGCGGGGGGGGGGGGGGGGGGGGCGUGUCUCCUGGGAGCCUCCGAGUGCUCACUUGAGGUGCCCGUUGGCAGCCUAGACUCACUGCAUGUGAAAGCCGAGGAGGGGAUCCCCACAGAGCCGCUAGCUUGGAAAGAGCUUUUUCUGCUCUAGAAUCCAGCCCAGGGCAGAAACAACGGGACUGUGGCUGGAAUGCAAGUUAAACAGGCCAGCAUUUUAUGCCAGGAAAUGUGAAGAAUUCACCUGGAAAUAAGUAGACUGCUCCAUGGCUCUGCCCAUUUUAAUCAGUUAUAGGUAAACAUUGGAAACUCCAUGCGGUAAACCAGUAUUUCUACAGAAAAAAUGGCAGAGAAGUCAGUACUGAAUGUAGUAAAUUGGCUUUCUUCUUCAGGAAAAACUAAACGAGACUUCUUUGUUAUCUUGGGUGAUACCAUACUCCAAGUGGACUAAUUGGAAAUCUUUUCACCUAGAGAUAAUGUCCAGCCUUAGAGCUCGUCACUCUCAUGUUGCUAUUUAUAUACGUAAUUAAAAUUCCAAGUUAAA